CACCAGGGCCGUCUGGAUAAGACCACCAGUGUUGCCAUGAAGUCGGGGGGCACGCAGCUCAAGCUCAUCAUGACAUUCCAGAAUUAUGGGCAAGCACUGUUCAAACCCAUGAAGCAGACGAGGGAGCAGGAGACGCCCCCUGACUUCUUUUAUUUCUCUGACUACGAGAGGCACAACGCAGAGAUCGCUGCCUUCCACCUGGACAGGAUCCUGGACUUCCGCCGGGUCCCUCCGGUGGCCGGCAGGAUGGUCAACAUGACCAAGGAAAUCCGGGACGUCACGAGAGACAAGAAGCUGUGGAGAACCUUCUUCAUCUCUCCAGCCAACAACGUCUGCUUCUACGGCGAGUGUUCCUACUACUGCUCGACGGAGCACGCGCUGUGUGGGAAGCCUGACCAGAUCGAGGGCUCCCUGGCGGCCUUCCUGCCAGACCUGUCCCUGGCCAAGAGGAAGACGUGGCGGAACCCCUGGCGGCGCUCCUACCACAAGCGCAAGAAGGCAGAGUGGGAAGUGGACCCCGACUACUGCGAGGAGGUAAAGCAGACGCCCCCCUAUGACAGCAGUCGCCGUGUGCUGGACGUCAUGGACAUGACCAUUUUUGACUUCCUCAUGGGGAACAUGGACCGUCAUCACUACGAGACUUUUGAGAAGUUUGGGAAUGACACAUUUAUCAUCCACUUGGACAACGGAAGAGGGUUUGGAAAAUAUUCCCACGAUGAGCUGUCCAUUCUGGUGCCUUUACAGCAAUGCUGCAGGGUCAGGAAGUCCACCUACCUGCGGCUGCAGCUCCUGGCCAAGGAGGAGUACAGGCUGAGCCUGUUGAUGGCAGAGUCCCUGAGCAAGGACCGCGUGGCCCCCGUCCUGUACCAGCCUCACCUGGAGGCCCUGGACCGGAGGCUCCGCAUCGUGCUGCAGGCCGUCAGGGACUGUGUGGAGAAGGACGGGCCGCACAGCGUGCUGGAGGACGACCUGGGCCCUGAGCACAGAGUCCCCCCCCGCAGGUAGUGACCGAGAGCCGCCGGCCUGCCACGGAGGAGGGACACGUGCGUCCACACCCUGCGUUCAGUGACUUUGGGAACAGACAGGCCACUCCCAGAGUCCGGGAACCUUCGGCGGUGGGUCCGACAGGACACGUCGUAUUCGUCCUCGAGACCGGAGGAGGUUGGGGAGCGGGCGCUCUGUGCUCACGGACGGAGGCGGCCUGGCGGCGGGGGCGACCCACCUUUUUUGUAUGGAAAGGAAGCGUUUAUGUACUAUUUUGUAUUUAUACGUGGCGUGUAUGUGCAUAGACAGAGAGCGACGCCCACACCCACGGACGCCAGCCCAGCUACCAAAUGCACACGAGGGGGCAGAGCCCACGGGGCUGGCCUCUCCCACCAAGUUUGCUCACAUCUGGACCUAACUUGAAAUAAACUCCCGCCUCCCCUCCUUCCUGGGGGCCCUGCAGCCGGACGGCCGACCGUCCCAUCUCGGUGCCCGGGGGGCUCCUGAUGGAACCACGGGCUGGUCGACAGACUCCUGGCUCCAGAGUGACGUAAAUGACCACGUCUUCCAUUUCUCAGAGCCGCUCGGCAGCCCCGGGGACGCUCCCCGGCCGCUGAGGGUGCUGCUGCUGUUCUGACUUUGCUCUGAUGGUUGUGUAAAUACGUCACACGGGCCCCUCCGCGGGGCUCAGCAACAGGCUUAAUUUUGCAGCAUUUUUGUGGAAUAGAUUGCAAUGUGGUAAAAGUGCAAUAAAAAUACAGCAAAUGUG
Herpailurus yagouaroundi (jaguarundi) is the source of this 1753-nucleotide messenger RNA. RefSeq names its product FAM20C golgi associated secretory pathway kinase (gene FAM20C). Gene Ontology annotation, molecular function: protein serine/threonine kinase activity. Gene Ontology annotation, biological process: protein phosphorylation; enamel mineralization. The record is from RefSeq and is a predicted model, not a curated record. Gene Ontology annotation, cellular component: Golgi apparatus. The coding region runs from base 37 to 1005 and encodes 322 amino acids. Lineage: Eukaryota; Metazoa; Chordata; Mammalia; Carnivora; Felidae. The transcript has 10 exons.